Molecule: messenger RNA, 3222 nt
Organism: Topomyia yanbarensis
Lineage: Eukaryota; Metazoa; Arthropoda; Insecta; Diptera; Culicidae
Product: patronin-like
Exons: 10
Coding region: 16-3222 (1068 amino acids)
Biological process (GO): neuron projection development; negative regulation of microtubule depolymerization; cytoplasmic microtubule organization
Cellular component (GO): microtubule minus-end
Molecular function (GO): spectrin binding; microtubule minus-end binding; calmodulin binding
Source: RefSeq, a predicted model, not a curated record
CGUCGGAUCUAUAUCAUGAAGCUUUUCAGUCUGGACGCACUCGAUCACGUGCUCAAUCGAUGCAUUUUCGUUGUUUUUAAAACUCUCAUUGUGAUGCUUCUAGGCGAUAGUAUUCCAGCAGGUCGACCAAGCAAUUGGGAUGAUAGCCGGAAGCCGAGUUUCUCAGGUCGACGCUCCCGUCGCAAUUCACUCAGUGAAGAAUCUCAGCUAACGAUCGAGAACUUUGGCGGUUCUCAGGAUCAGUUGAACACGAUUGGUCGUUUCGAUCGGGAACGAAAAAUUUCCAACACUAGUCUUACAUCGGUGGAACCAGCUACCCCGGUACGAUCCUCGCUAGCUGACGCUCGCGGUUCGAUCCAGUUCGGCUACGAUACCGAUUCUUCCGGUAAUGAGAAACAGGAUCGCGACACCGAGAAGCCCGUGCCAACGCUCCGGCGGCACAACAGUACCAAUCUACAUUCCAGUAGCGUUGAAAAAGACAUUAUCGAUGGCGAUAUGAGUUCAAAUUUUAGCGGCGGUAGUGGUGGAGUUGUCUCGGUAGCUGACGUGGAAACCACUCCACGGAGGAAAACAUCUUUUGCGACACUACCAAGUAACACGACUACGUGGCAGCAGCAAGCGAUAUGCGUGCAGAAAAAAGACGAAUCUGCUGACACCCAACCGGGUUACGAGGAUGCUAGCAAGAUUUCCACCAUUAAGCUAAAGCUGGAGGAAAAGCGAAGACUUAUCGAGCAAGAAAAGCGACGGAUUGAAACCGCCUGGUCAAAGCAGUUACAAACGGUUGGAAAACAAGCCUUUUUACAAGCUAUUAACAAGGGUAACAAGGGUGGCGGCAGCAUGUCGGAAUCGGACGCUUCCAAAGAGUCCGGUGAGACUGUGGUACUAGAGGACACUGGGGGUGCCGCGGUUGAUAAAGUUGAACGACCGUGUUCUCUCAAGGAUUUGGAUGAUCAAAGUAAAUACGAAGCGAAAUGGAAUGCACAGAUCAUCGAGCCCAAGAAAACACCGGAUUUGGAGAACAUGGACUUGGAACAGUAUCAACAAAGUAUUUCAAAAAUGAACUCCAACCUGCACGACAUCCAGGCUGACAUUCAGCGUUUAACCCAACAGCAGAGCCAGAUCCAGGCCCAAACCAUCCAGGCACAUCAGCUACUGCAUGCACAACAAAUCGCCAGUUUACUUAGCCAGCAAUACGGUUCCCAACAGAACAUUCAGCAAACGAUACACGGUACUUACCGACCUAUCAAUACUCAAUUGUUCGGCUCUAGUCCUCAUUUGCCGCAGCAACAGCACCCACAACAGCAGCAGCAAUCCCCAAUUAACUAUGGAUCGCGACCUCCCAGUCGUGAUCCGUACAUGUCACAACAGCAGCAACUACACACACUCCAGUACGUUAAUGAUCAGGGGCAAUAUACACAACAGCCUCAGCAGCAGCAGUAUCCCAACAUGGGGUACGAAAAUGGGCAGUACCGAAAGGAAAAUCAAUACUCUUCAAAUCCGUAUUUAAGUACGGAUCAACAGCAGCAACAAUUUUACCAGGACUCGAAUCACUAUCGGGACCCAUAUUUGAUGCAGGAAGUCAAAGAACCACCCAUCCAGCAACAACAACAACAACAGCACAAUCAAUUCUUUUUGCAUGACAGUAACUCGACGCUGCCACCACAACCCGCUCAGCGGCGGACGUGGGCACAAUCAGCUGCGGCUGCUGCCAAUCAACGUGGGGGUACCAGUGACAUAGCUCUGGACAUCAACGCUUGGAAUCAGGGUAUAAAGAGUUCACCGUACAACAAAUCUCCUAGUCAAAGUGGCUUUUCGCUACAUCAUAACGGUGACUCUGGUGCUGCCGACAGCUACGGUAACACGAGUCGACAUAGCGGCAGCCAGCAGUCAUUCCAAAAUCUGUUCGAAGUACACCACGGUUCUUCGAGUAGCCCCCAGCAUAACCGAGUUCGGAACCAAAUCUCACAGAUGAUAAGUCAUGGCAGCAGUAGCAAUUCUUCACCCAGUGCAGAAAACCGCAGUCAUAAUGAUAGUUUUCGAGAUAACCGAAGCAUGCCGCUGUCUCCGCCGAUUGACGAUAUGGCACCGCAAAGUAUUUCCUUUAUUGGUGAUGAGGACACCGGUGACAUCGAGAUAAACACAUCGAAGAACACCAGUUUCACUAGAAGACAGCAGCAACAGCAACAGCUGGAGCAGCUGUACGGUAGCAGUAAAACGGGCAGCAAGGUGCAGCACAACAGCAAUCAGGAGCUGGACAAGCAUUUGAAUAAGCUGAACAUCACCAGCGGCAAUCGUACCUAUAGGAUUCCAUCGCCUACGAGACCAACGAUAAAUUCGAAUAGUUUCCAUGACCCACAGCAAGAUGAUGUGAACGAGAAAGGUUUCUACAUCUCAUUUGACAACGAGCAGCCAAAGCGGCCCAAACCCCCAUUGCGAACCAAGCGUUCACCGAAGAAAGAUAAGCUAGACACAGAUCACAGCGAAAGAAACAAAGAGUCCGAAAGAUCCAGCCAUAGAGAGAACAAUCAAAAUAAUUUCGGCACCUUCAGCGUGAAAACGGCCAACAGUUUCUCGGCCAACUUCAACGAAGAGCAAGUGGUGAGCCGCAAGAGCAUCAUCGAUAGUGCAACGUCGCCAUUCGAGACGGGUGCUGGUAGCGCCGGGAAUCGAUCUAGUAAUAACAACCAUAGUGGCAUCGGCAUGGCAUACGAGCGGGAUUUGAGCGAGAGGCGUCAUCUAGAGGAUGUGACAAAUCACACCAACAGUGGAGUGAACAAUAACAAUAUUCAUCACUACAAUAAUAAUAACAAUAACAACAACAACAGCGAUGAAUACGGAAGCGAGAAUGAGAAUCAGCGCAAGGCUAAGCUAGUGAUCGGAACCGACGCGACCAAUCUGGACCCGGUGAGUUUGAAGCUGCAGCAUCCCGUCACACCGAUCAUCAUCCGUCAUCAACCGCUUCUGACCCCGCCAUCUAGCUACAAAGUUCCCGGUGAACCAUCCGGAAGAGCGACGACCGUCAAAUCCGCGCUUGCUAGGGAGCAGCGUCGUUGCCAGCAUACGUCCAGUUGCUGGGCACCGACUAUCGAUCAACCCACGUGGGAAACAUGUAAUGCAGUGACCUCCAUCAGGUCAGACUCUGCCAGCAAACGACCGGGCAAAUCGUUUGUGGCAACCGGAUCAGCAUCUCCAGCGGACUGGAUCUUCGAGCGACCCACGUAA